AUGGCCGGGCAGGACCCCCAGCCGCAGGCGCCAGGCGACAUGGCCAGCCCCCAGAACUUCACAGAGAGCGUCUUCUCCCCGGAGAGCGACCACAGCCUCUAUUUCCCCUACAGUGGCCCCCCCAACACCCUGGAAGUCCGGGACCUCAGCUACCAGGUGGACCCCGACUCACAGGCCCCCUGGUUCGAGCAGCUGGCUCAGCUCAAGCUGCCCUGCAGACGCACCAGAAAGACGGGCACCCCCAGCCUGGAGAAACUCAAUUUCCGGGUGCACAGCGGGCAGAUGCUGGCGGUCAUCGGGGACACGGACUGCGGCCGGGCCUCCCUGCUGGAUGUGAUAUUGGGGCGCGUUCCUGGCUCCCAGGCCCCGACAGGCCAGGUGUGGAUCAACGGUCGUCCCAGCACCCCCCAGCUGGUGCGGAAGAACGUGGCCCAUGUGCGACGGCACGAACAGCUGCUCCCCAACCUCACUGUCCGUGAGACCCUGACCUUCACGGCCCAGCUGCGUCUGCCCAGCACCUUCUCCAAGGCCCAGCGGGACAAGAGGGUGGACGCGGUCAUCGCCGAGAUGCGGCUGCGGCAAUGCGCCGACACCCGCGUGGGAAAUGCCUACGUGCGUGGGGUGUCGGGGGGCGAGCGCCGCCGGGUCAGCAUCGGGGUGCAGCUGCUGUGGAACCCAGGCAUCCUGGUUCUGGACGAGCCCACGUCGGGGCUGGACAGCUUCACGGCCCACAACCUGGUGUGCUCACUGGCCCGGCUGACGCGGGGCAACCGGCUGGUGCUCACGGCCCUGCACCAGCCGCGCUCGGACAUCUUCCGGCUCUUCGACCUGGUGCUGCUGCUGGCGGGCGGCACCACCGCCUACCUGGGCCCGGCCCAGCACAUGAUCCGGUUCUUCACGGCUGUGGGACACCCGUGUCCACGCUACUGCAACCCCGCGGACUUCUAUGUGGACCUGACGGCCAUCGACCGGCGGAGCCCUGAGCAGGAGGCGGCUAGCCGGGAGCGGGCCAGGGUGCUGGGGGCCCAGUUCCGGGACAGCGUGUGCAGCUCCGAGGACUCGUGCUGGGAGCCAGGCAUGACCCUGGGCGCAGCCAGCCCAGAUCCCCCGAGGAACUACAGCCAGCUGGCAGAGCCCCCCUCACUGCCUGGCUGCGUGCGCCAGUUCAGCAUAUUGAUUCGCCGCCAGAUCUCCAAUGACUUCCGAGACCUGCCCAGCCUCCUGGUCUUGGGGGCUGGGGCCUUGCUCAUGUCCCUCAUCACCGGCUUCCUGUACUACGGCCACGGACCCCGCCCGCUGUCCUUCUCCGACAUGGUCGCGCUGCUCUUCAUGGUGGGCGCACUGGUACCCUUCAACAUCGUCCUGGGCAUCAUUGCCAAGUACCACGCUGAGCGGGCCAUGCUGUCCUCGGAGCUGGAGGACGGGCUGUACACCGUAGGCCCCUACUUCCUUGCUAAGGUCCUGGGCGAGAUGCCCCUGUACAGCAUAUAUGUGCUUAUCUACGGGCCGCCCACCUAUUGGCUGGCGCAGCUGCGCCCGGCACCCCAGCCCUUCUUCCUGCACCUGCUGUUCGUCUGGCUCGUGAUGCUGAGCUGCCGGGCUAUGGGGCUCAUGGUGGCGGCGCUGCUACCCACGCUGCACAUGUCGUCGUUCUGCGGCAACGCGCUGUACAGCAUCUUCUACCUCACGGGUGGCUUCAUGGUCCAGCUCGGCAACCUCUGGACAGUGCCCUCGUGGAUCUCAGAGGUGUCCUUCCUGCGCUGGAGCUUCCAAGGCCUGAUGCAGAUCCACCUUAGGAACCAGACCUUCCCCCUGCACGUGGGGGUUGGCACAGUGCCCAUCCCGGGGAACUGGGUCUUGAGCUCUAUGGGCCUGGACUCGCACCCACUCUCCACGGCCGUCUUGGUGCUGCUGGCCAUUAGUGCCUGCUUCCUGGGCUUCUUCUACCUGGUCCUGCGCUGUGUCAAGCAGACGCCCGUCCAGGAGUGGUGA
Messenger RNA from Suncus etruscus (white-toothed pygmy shrew), 1992 nucleotides. RefSeq names its product ATP binding cassette subfamily G member 8 (gene ABCG8). NCBI's taxonomy places the organism in Eukaryota, Metazoa, Chordata, Mammalia, Eulipotyphla, Soricidae. Gene Ontology annotation, biological process: cholesterol homeostasis. The transcript is spliced from 13 exons. The record is from RefSeq and is a predicted model, not a curated record. The coding region runs from base 1 to 1992 and encodes 663 amino acids. Gene Ontology annotation, cellular component: plasma membrane. Gene Ontology annotation, molecular function: ABC-type transporter activity; ATP binding; ATP hydrolysis activity.